Molecule: messenger RNA, 5711 nt
Organism: Purpureocillium takamizusanense
Lineage: Eukaryota; Fungi; Ascomycota; Sordariomycetes; Hypocreales; Ophiocordycipitaceae
Product: 1-alkyl-2-acetylglycerophosphocholine esterase
Exons: 3
Coding region: 250-2151 (633 amino acids)
Molecular function (GO): 1-alkyl-2-acetylglycerophosphocholine esterase activity
Source: RefSeq, a predicted model, not a curated record
CGCCAAGCGCGGAUCCGAUUAGCGAGCGAGCCUGUCUCUCAACUAGUUAGCGCCGCAGCAACCUCCAGAGCUUGCGUCAUUGCAGCAUUGACGACUCACUUACAUGACGGUAGUGGACAUUUCUUUAGCUGCCGGCAGUGGCGCAGUCUCACCCGCUCUUCCGUAAUAACCUCACCUCACCUCACCUCGACUCGGCUCACUUCACCUUCAGGCCACUUCUCCUCACGUCACACCACGUCACAGACAAGCAUGCCCUCCUCCGACACCUCCUCCGAAUUCGAGCUCGACCCCGUCGACGAGGCAUCGUCCUCCCUGUUAACCUCCCCCGACGCACCCCUCACGAGCGCAACGCCCACGCUGCCCAAGUGGUACCGGCCCCCUCGCUGGCUCACCACCGACGACGCAUCACCCUUCUUCUCAUUAUCCUCCAUAUCAUCGUUAUCGCCGCGGACAUGGUGGUCGACAACGCGGUGGUCGCAGCACCGCGUCCCGCGCGCUGCCGCCCGCGCGCUGCGCCCACGCCUCACCUGGCGCUACGUGCUCCUCUCCCUACUCCUCCUCUACGUCUUGGUCCGCGCCGUCGUCCUGCGCCGCCCGCUGCUCGCCUCCCGCCUACCCGCGUACACGGGCCCGCAUGCCGUCGGCGCCGUCGACGUCGAGGUCCCGCUCGCCGACGGGCCGCGCCUCCUCUCCAACGCUACCUUCAAGGCCACCGGACGGCCCGCCUUUGAGCUGCAGUCGGUGCUUUUUACGCUCUACUAUCCCGUCGCCGCGGGGGAUGCCUCCUCCUCUUCUUCCUCUUCUUCUUCCUCCUCCGCCUCACGCAACGACCAAACGACGUCGCCGUUGUACUGGAUCCCCAAGCCCGUGAGCCUCACCGCGAGGGGCUACGCCCGCUUCGCGCACGUCGACAACUUCCUCGUCCGGCCCGUCUUCACCUUCUUCCUGUGGCUCCUCGCUGGCGGCAUCACCGUGCCCGCGCGUGUCGACGCCCCGCUGCUACCCGUGGACGACGCCGCAGCAGCAGCAGCCACUGACGCGGUAUCGCUCCUGGGCAAGAACGGGCGGCUUCCCGUCGUGCUCUUCUCACAUGGCGACGCCUCGUCCCGCACCGACUACACGAAUUACCUCGGCGAACUAGCCUCGCGGGGCGUCGUCGUCGCCGCGCUGGAGCACCGCGACGGCAGCUGCCCGGGGACGCUCGUCCGCCUCCCCGGCGAGCCCGACCGCGAGGUGCUGACCUUUCGCGCCUCGGAGCUGGUCGCCCCCGUCGGUGACGUUGACGAUAGUGAUGGUGAUGAGGAAGGCGGCGGCGGCGGCGGUGGCGGUGGCAACCUCAAAAGGGGCCGGCAUCGUAGUAGCAGGAGCCUUGAUGAGGGCAAGCUGCAGCCCGUCGACAGCAAACGCUUCCUCUUCGACCAGCUCGAGUUCCGCAACGCCGAAAUGUUCCAGGCGCUCCACGUCCUACAGGCCCUCCACGCCGGCAACGGCAGCUCCCUCGCCAGCCUCAACACCCGCCGCGGUCACGGCGGCGGCGGCACCGUCGCCUUCCCCUCCUUCGCCUCCCGCCUCGACCUCUCGCAGCUCGUCAUCGCGGGCCACUCCCACGGCGCCACCCUCGCCCUCAAGUCCCUCGUCGACUCCCCGCUGCCCGCCCGCGGUGGCAUCGCCCUCGACCCGGGCAAGUCGUCGGGCGACCUCGACGCCCGCUCCCGCGCGCCCCUCCUCGUCGUCCACUCCGACUCGUGGUCCCGCGCCCGCACCGUCUUUUUCCCCGACCGCCGCCCCCACUUCGAUGUCGUCAAGGACCUCGUCCGCGCCGUCCUGCGCCGCGCCGGCGCCGCCUGGUUCGUCACCAGCCUCGGCACCUCCCAUCCGAGCGUCUCCGACGCGCCCCUCAUCGAGCCCUGGAUCCUGAGCUGGACCACCGGCGCCCGCAUGAACACCAAGGAGGCGCUCGAGGAGUACGUCCGCAUCUCCGUCGACUUCAUGUACUUUCUCAGGACCGGCCGCGCUAGGGCCCUCCUCGCCGAGCCCGUCACGCAUCAUGAGUACGAUGAAUGGGUGAGCGACGACCGCAAACAAGAGUUUCCCAAAGCCAUGGCGAGAUUAUGGGAAGUUCACGUCAGUCCAGCCAUUGACAAGUCAUGAUUCCUUUACAUCAUUACCAUGACUCGGCGCUCUUGACCCGAAGCUGCCAUACAUACUAUUUGCCACACAGCCAUGGCCAGGCUCUCUCUGGCUGGCCCCCUCUACGAUACCCUGAUGAAGCUCACAUACAAUAAUUAAACAAUAAUUCAUCUGUGCUUCUCGUCUCGUCAUCGGUGCCAAUCCCCGCCUAUAUAUAUGCCGCCGAAUCGUCACUCUCGGUACCCGUCUUGCUGCCCUUAAUGCGCUUUCGACGACUGCUCAAAAACAAAUCUACCAUGCGUUUGCUCCCCAACUUCUGUGCCUCCCAAUCCGUCUGUUCCUUGUCGGAGACGCUCGGGCUCUUUGGGCGCGACUGAGGACUCCCAAGAUAUAGAACUCUAUCAUCAUCGAGACCGCGCCUUGUGAGGUCGCCUGUCGCUUUUCCAAAUUGUUCCUUAAAUGCUGCCGUAAGCCCUGGGCUUGACUUGGCCGGCGACAACUUGCCAGCCCCUAGACGGGCCCGUGCCCGCCGGCUCGAUAGUUGCUCCUCUCGAGGCGAAGUCGCGAGCGCCAUAGCAUUCAGAGAACGCAUCCUCGGCAACAUGGCUGUUGUUCGUCUAUUGCUUGCCUCGUUUGCACCGAGACUCGGCAGCGACGGCACAGUCCGGAGACAGCUCCUCAAUGGGACGGGCGGUGGCCUGUCGCUACCUCCAUGGUGCACGCGACUGCACGAUUCCGGAGGCGAGUUUUCGUCAGUCCCCCUAGACUGCCCUUGUCUGGUGUCUAUGAACGUUUGUGUCUUGCACAAGUCAUUGCUCUGCCUUAAUGGAGUCGAAUCUCCCUUGCCUGCUGAGAGGGCCCCCUCGGACUUGACCAAGUCACCUGGAGAGUCAAUCUCCGCGCGCUCUCUGACAUGCCCAGUCAGGGGUAGGCUCCCCGAUACGUCGUACUUUGCCUCUGCGUUCAGUGUUGUUGAGGGAGUUUCCAGCUUCGAAACGUUCGCGCUCAGCCAUGUCUUCCACUCCAUGGAGCUUGCUUCGGAGAUGUCUCGGCUAUGGAGCAAUUCAUGCUUACAUGCUGCGUGCUUUGCAAUAACCAAAGCGUCUCCAUGGUCAUGUUUGGUCGGCGGCGACGUUGCAAGCGCUUCCUCGCUCGUUCCAGUAUCAAUGUCGUCUGUGGUACACGAGUAGGAGCUUUCCGCAUACAUCUUCUUGAGGUCCUGCUCCGAGCCGACUGUGCUCGGAUGUCGAGAUGGGAGGCUGAGGGCAGACAGCGUGCUCAGGUAUCUGGUGUCGAGGGCAUGUGUGUAGCCCGACUCUUGCUGGUCCUUUAUCGUUUCCCGCAGAGCGCGACGGUAGGGACUGGCAGCUCGAAAAAAGGGACCUGUCGGACUGCCCAAGGAUGCGUAAGUGUGUGCCACACUUCUGGGCUGCUCCACAUACGACGGCCUGGCUCUGUUAGGGGUCAAGCCGAGACCGUCUCCCGCUGUCGGAUUGGGAUACGCUCGGUAAGAAGCCAUGCGAACCAGGUUUGUUUUGUCCAACCCCGAAUAAUGUGCCUCUGUCACUUCUCCAUCCGCUUUAGGCGUGUCUUGGAACACAUCGUCGUCCGACUGGACGUGCCUGAUUGUUGGAGGGGACCAGCUAUCGCCAUGCUCGACCGAACUGCUUCGGAGUGGCACGAAAUUGCGCAUCUCGACCUUCUUGCAGCUAUUUUCGCCGUCAUUCUGCCACUUCUCACGGAGACGCUGUAGCAAAGCAGAGUAGACUUGUUCGUUAGUACUUAGGGUGUCUUGGUACCCUGACGUGAGCGCUGCAGGUCGACUGCAUUGUCUCGCAGAUGACGGAACAUGCAUGCCGUUUUCUUUAAUGACAGAAAGGCGCUGACGCUCCCAUUCCGCAUGCGACGCAGCGCUCGCCACCGUGUUGGUAGAAUUUGUCCAACUUGUGACGCGAGAUUUAUCGUCGGAUGUCGCGUGCUGCUCCAACGUGUAGCGAUGGCACAUGGGACGGAACUAUCGACACAGACGCCUCCUCCGGCUCCUCAGCACUGAUCCCAAUAAUGCAACUCUCGGUUUCGGACGCCGGCUGUUGGGGAAAGUGAAUGCCAGGUCCAACGGCAUCGUCAGCGCUGUGUGGCUUGCCGAAAAGCCCCUUGAAUCUGCACUGUUGUCGCUGCUGUUGCGGAGCGAUCUGGGCAUCCCAAUCGAUGUUUCACAACGACGAUGCUUUGACCGAAAGAAUAGGGAAGGGUGCCUCCGCAGGCGUGUUCGAGAAGCGCUUCGCCAUGCGGUAUGUCCCGGAAUUAUUGAGCUAGUAACUCCAUUGUUCACCCGGCUGCUUGACCAAGAAUGUUCGGUGCCACGCAGAAAGCUCAUUGACUUGGGAGCUCGAAGACUGUGCCCUCGGAAGUGGCGUGCCUGUGCGUUCUCCUUGUCGUCGCUGCCAUCCUGAGCAGCAGACAGCCAGGUGUCAAGUCGAUCAUCUGGAUCGUCGCUGGUGUCAAAAUGCGAUGUGGUCUGAAGAGCGGUGAUCAUGGAUCUGGACUUUCGUAGCCUCCCCAUCGAGUACGGUUCGGCCCCUAGGCCACGUUGAGGUGACAAGCCCGGAUCGCCCUCGCCGUUGGGAGAGAUACCCCCAGCACGAACAACACCAGGGUUUCGCGCAUAAUCCGACAAUGCGAGCUUCAGCUUUUGGUGCGAUCUGCAAGGUUCGGCCUCAUAUAAGGCCUUAUGAUGGGCAAGGGAUGCCUCAUUCGCUCUCACGGCCAAGGGCUUGCGUGGUCGGGCGUUCGGCCCUGCGAACCUGAUACUCUGUUGCUUCUGCAUGUUACAAUGGCCGACAGAGCUUUGCGGUCUCGGUCUCGCGGUAGCGUCCCUAAUACGAUCCGUCCCACAGGCGACAGUGUUGCUCCGGGUCAGCGUACAGCCGGUCGUAUCCUUCGAAGGCGACGGCACGUCGCGACUGCUUUUGCUCUGUCGUGCCUGAGCCCGGUCAAAUGAAAGCUUUGCGGCAACUAGUGCGUCCCGCUCCGCGUCUGAGGGUUCGAUGACGGUGAGGCUGGUGAAGAUGGAGUUGGCGGACUUGCUUCGGACGAGGGGGCGUCGCUGCUUGCUGCGGGAGCUGUUGCGACGCAGCAUUGCCGUACUAGCAACAGAAGCGGACCGUCGGCGUCAACCAGAAUCGUUGCUUAUACUAGCGGAAACUUUUUAGAAAUCGGGCGUGUAAGUUGUGCUGGGAUAGUAGUGAGGCUAUUCGAAACGGGCACACGGUUGAAGCGGCGUGGGCGAGCUUGAAAGGGACAGUUGAGGGGCAACAAGGGGCGGGCAGACGUGGUAAGCCAAAUCGCGCCCAUCGUUCACGGGCAGGAGGGAUGGGCGAUGAAGCUCCUGCCUGCCGAUGGGCAAGGACGGACGAGGUCGCAUCCGAGCUGGCAUUGUGAAGAAGGAGCGAUGGCGGAUGCUGGACGCCCACAGUACUUGUCUCGUGUCUCCCAUGGGCCCCAAGAAAGGCGACCCUCAAGCGCAUCAACAAGCACAGGUCUAGGGGGUGUGGCAACGCUGUAUCUACACAAUGAAAAUG